ACGUAUUUAUUCGUAAUUCUUGUUAAUAUGCUUCGAUAAAUAAAUAAUAGAUUCUCUAAACUCUAAGAUGGAUGAAGCGAAUAAUACAGUACUGGAUCUCUCGAGGCGUGGGCUAAAGAAAAUAGAGAAAGCGCCUGCCGACGAUUCUAAGACGAUUAUUAAUUUAAUUCUUGAUCAGAAUGAGCUGCAGCGCCUAGAUAAUAUAGAGACCUUUAAUCGAAUUGAAAAUUUGUCAAUAUGCAACAACUUCUUACUUCGUAUGCAUGGUGUGUCAAAGUUAACAAACCUGCGCAUCCUGGCACUCUCCAACAAUGGUAUCCUCCAGAUUGAGGGGUUGAAGGAUUUAAUUUACCUUAAAGUGUUAAAACUAGCUGGUAAUAAUAUAAAAUCAAUUGAACAUUUGAAUCACAACAUGCAUUUGGAACAUCUAGAUUUGUCCAACAAUCAAAUCUCAUUUAUAGCAGAUAUUUCAUAUUUGAAAAAUUUAAAGCAUGUAAACCUGGAAAGGAAUCGCAUAAUGGAUCUGCGUCAGUGUGACCGUUAUCUGCCCACCAAUCUGGAACACCUGGGUCUUGGGCACAACAACAUCCAGGACCUGAAUGAGAUCUGUCAUCUGGUGCACCUAAGCAAACUGGACAGCUUUACUAUACAGGGAAAUCCUUGUAUAUCAAUGGCGGGAAAGGACAAAUUAGGAUUUGACUAUCGACCUUUUGUUCUCAAUUGGAUUCUAAGUGUAAAAUCUAUAGACGGAUUCGUCGUCAGUGCUAUUGAGAGCUUGAAAGCAGAAUGGUUGUAUAGUCAAGGCAAAGGGCGGCACUUCCACGCGGGCCAGCAUCAGGAGUUAUGUGAAUAUCUCGCUUCCACAUGUCCUCUCACUGCAGAUGCACUAGAAACCGAAGACCAAAGGAAACUGCGUCUAAUUCUCAGCAAGGCUCAACACCAUCAACAGCAAUUGAAGGACCAGAACCACAGUCCCUUGAAACCAAAACUACAGUCUCCAAGAAUGCAAACUCGGAUAGCGUCCCGGCACAUGGGCCGUUCACCGGAUCGCCUGACGUCCAGCUACCACGCAGCAUUGACCAGGAACUCACCCUCGCAUCAGUCGGCGCUGGCCACGGACCUUCCGUCCGCAAUGAGCCAGAGCUUCGACUCGCCAGGACUCAUGUACGCCAUGGAGAAAAAGGAUGGACGGGACAAGGAGAAAGAGAAGGAGAAAGAAAAACCACAAGAACCCCCUGCAGCUAAAGUGGUUAACCACUCACUCGAAGCAGCUUCAAAAAUGGUCCCAGUACCCGAGUCACUUAUGAGCCCAGACUAUCAGGAUCCAAUUUAUGACAUACAGAGGACCAUACCAAAACCUAUCAAUAACUCUGUUAAUAGUAUUUCUAAUACGUCAUCCCAGUCCAGCAAUAGUAGCAUCAAUGAAGACAGACAGCAGAAGGCUAGCAUGAAUAGGAGUUUAAAAGGCUCUCCUAAGUUAACAAAAAGUGCCACCUCAUCACCAAAGCUUAAGUCCAGGAUGGAGCAGCGUAAAGGGAGCCUGACGGUUAAACAUGAUGAGAGUCAGAUGAACGGUGUAAAAGAUGACCAGAUUGACCCUGACAAAUUGGAAAUAAUAAAGCUCGCUUCAAAUCAGCGGCGGCAGAAGAAGAUGACAGCAGAGUCGAUGGCAGCUGUGACUAUACAGAAAAUGUGGAGGGGAUACAGAAGUAGGAAUCUAAAUAAGGACACGUUGAGGAUCUUGCACGCUAUACAGGCAGCUAGAGCGAGACAACAUAUACAGAGGCUAACAUGUGAUAUGGAAGCGACUAAAGCAGCGUUAGAGAGUGAACGUAAGAUCCAGCAGUUGCAGAUGCAGGCGAUUAACGCACUUUGGAAGAAAGUCUCCACACUGCAAACGACAGAGAGUCGGCACCCGUCGGAGAGUGAAGAGACGCUGCAGAAGGUGAUGGAGACGUGCGCGCGACUUCAGGGCCAGGUGGCGGAGCUUCAGGGCUGCAUGCGCGAGCUGCUGCUGCGGGCGCGGCCCCCCUGCGACCCCCAGUGCGACCCCCAUGACCCCCCGUGCGCCCCCUCCGCCGCCACGCAGACCGACAUCAGCGCUGUCCUCACGCCGCAGGAAGAGCGAUGCGGCUGGCUGCGGCGGCCGCAGUCGCUGCAGCUGGCGGCGCCCCCCGCGCCCCCCGCUGCACCCGCACCGUCUGCAGAGCCCAAGGCUACCACUGAGAAACAAAACGAGAUGGAAACUCUAGACAUAGAGCGCACCGAAUCCGUUAUAGAGGACAAGACAGAGUGUAUAGAAGAACAGGAACGAAACCAAAGCAUAAUUACCGACUGAUAAUGGAGAUUCCACCUUGUUACAUUGUUGUUAAGGUUUAAAGCUUAGCUCCGGUUAGU
Molecule: messenger RNA, 2397 nt
Organism: Achroia grisella
Lineage: Eukaryota; Metazoa; Arthropoda; Insecta; Lepidoptera; Pyralidae
Gene: Cep97
Product: centrosomal protein of 97 kDa
Exons: 14
Coding region: 68-2338 (756 amino acids)
Molecular function (GO): protein binding
Source: RefSeq, a predicted model, not a curated record